AUGAAUUCAGCACCAUCUAUUGUUUCAUUCAUAAAGAUAAAAAGAUAUGAAAAAAACACACAAUUUCUGUCAGACAUUACCAUGAAUCAAAAUGAUCAUCAUGAAAACAGAGAAAGAUUGCUCGUGUUGAUAGUGCUCAGAGGAAAAAGGAAUAAAACAUUAAAAUUAAGUGUAAUUGAUAGAUGCAAAACAUUUUCAUAUGCUUCUUCUAUGCAAGGAAGCAUCAUGCAAUUUUACCUGAAGUUGAUUUUAACACCAAACAAGUUUUUCACUGGUCGAUCAAGAGAAAUUAUGUAG
Molecule: messenger RNA, 297 nt
Organism: Clunio marinus
Lineage: Eukaryota; Metazoa; Arthropoda; Insecta; Diptera; Chironomidae
Source: the annotation of a GenBank genome assembly